Molecule: messenger RNA, 7339 nt
Organism: Neodiprion virginianus
Lineage: Eukaryota; Metazoa; Arthropoda; Insecta; Hymenoptera; Diprionidae
Product: NFX1-type zinc finger-containing protein 1-like
Exons: 17
Coding region: 188-6220 (2010 amino acids)
Biological process (GO): regulatory ncRNA-mediated heterochromatin formation
Cellular component (GO): nucleus; nuclear RNA-directed RNA polymerase complex
Molecular function (GO): helicase activity; zinc ion binding
Source: RefSeq, a predicted model, not a curated record
ACCGUAUUGUAACGCACAACGUCGCAAAUCGUGGUCAAGAGCAGUAGGCUCGUUUUUUUGUCACAUUAAGAGUUGUAAGAUUUUGACGCGAAAAUCGAAGUAUCUGAGGACGACAUUCGUCAACGAAUGAUCGAUUCAUUGAUUUCUUUAAUUUACACAACGUUUAUACCGGCACUCGUGCAGCAAAAUGCGUAGAUCAAAUGAUCAUGACAACUGGAGAAGUCGAAAUGGAUCCUCUGAAGAAAAAUGUAAUGGUGAUACAGAGGGUGGUUUUCAACGGCACUUUCACAGCAGAUUGAAAGGCACAAAACCAACCCCUCAGUAUGAAGUAUACAAUAGAAGUUCUAAUCAUGGGUACCACAAUAGAAGUGCAUAUAAUAUACAAGAAACCAAUAGCUUCACACGUUCUAGAUAUCACCGACAACACUCCUCGUACAAACCUAGUGGCAAUAUUUUUACUUGGGAUACCAGAAUUGGAGCCACAUGUAAUGCAGAAUACUUUAAUUUUACGCACCUGGAACAAUUAGACAAAAUGACUAGUGAUCGAGUCGUAGCUACGUUAAUGAAACAAAGAACAGAAUUUGAACAAUUCUUGAAUAGUACAUUUACACCAGACGCCUUAGUAAUGACUGUGCGGGUCCUCAAAAAUCUUUGCAAAGGUAACUUCACAGAGAAUAUGAGCGGCAUACUAAGUCGUGCCUGUUCUGAAACGUUUCUAAAAAGCUUAGAGACGUAUUUGAUGUCAUUGCCUUUCGAAAGUGAAUCGGCUGCUAAGAAAAGUAACAACAUUUAUUCGGAAGAUAGAAAUGGGUUCUGGAAGAAUUUAAUCGAAAUAUUCCAAACAAUGGUUGAUCUUUUGCCUAGUAAAGCUAGAGACGAACUUCCGGGGAUUCUAGACAAAAUGAAUAUUAUUAUCACAAGCAUUGAAAACAAUCAAGAUUAUGUAAUUGAUAAAAAUGUCAAGACCGCUGCAUUAUAUAUGUCCAAUAAGUUGCAAAGCCAAUUACAAAUUUUCGAAAUGAAGAGCGCAAUUCAUGCUAAAAGGCCUGAAGAAUUGGAGGAAAGUCCACCUGAAGACUUCAGGUCCUUGAGCAUUAUACCAACGAAAAAGGAUUUGCUUGAUAGUCAUCCUUUCAUUAGGAUUAAUAAAGUCAAAGAAGCUUACAAUUCAGUAGAACAUUAUCUUGACGUGCAGUUUCGUUUACUGCGUGAAGAUUUUAUAGGCCCUCUUCGUGAUGGCAUUGACGAAUACUUGAAUGACUUCAACCAACGUCGGAACAAGAACCUACGCAUUUACAAGAAAGUCAGAUUCGUAAUUCCCAAUAGCGAUGAUUUUGGUGUUAUUCGUGAUGGAGUUGAAAUAUUUUUUGGAAUCAAGAAUAACAUCAAUUGGAGAGAUUCCAAAAGGCUUAUAUUCGGUGGGCUGUUAUGCCUGAGCAACGAUAAUUUCAAUACCAUUUUGUUCGCAACUAUUUCCCACCGAGAUGAGAAAUAUCUUGAAAAAGGUAUACUUACAAUCAAGCCAUGCGGUGGAACAAAGAUUACUUCGGAAUUUUACGACAGUGAUUUUGUCAUGUUGGAACCAAAAUUGUACUUUGAGCCAUACUUUGUAGUACUAAAUGCUAUGCUGCAUAUGAAUGAGAGGAAUUUUCCAAUGAGAAAUUAUCUAGUAGACGCUGAUACUUCGACUUUCCGACCUCAUUACAUUAACUCGACUUACUUGAAAUACGGAAAAACUAUAUUCAGUUACAAGGGAAUCGAACUACCUGUAGCAUCAAACCGAACAUGGCCAUCAGCUCAGGAAUUAAAUCUAGAUGAAAUGCAAUACAAAGCAUUCAAAAGUGCACUCACUCAAGAACUUGUACUUAUCCAAGGACCGCCAGGAACAGGCAAGACUUUUCUCGCUUUGCAAAUAAUCCGCACGAUUUUGGAGAAUCGUGAAUACUGGCUGAAACAUGGGCCAGUCAUGGUUGUAUGCUUAACAAAUCAUGCUCUGGAUCAAAUUCUUGAUGGUAUAUUAAAGUACACGGACUCUAUCAUCCGUGUUGGUAGCAGAUCAAGUAAUCCAAGAUUGGAGCAAUGCUCAAUCAAGAACAAACGUAGCAACAGUUUUAUUUUCAGCGAUUCAGCAAGAAAUGCGCAGUCAAAUAUGCAUUUUGCAAAACGCGAAUUGCAAUACAAUAUACAGGAAAUUAAAGAAACCUGCAAUGUGAUUGAGAAUUUAACACAAGAGAAUAGUAUUGUGUCGGUAUACGAACUGCGGAAAUAUUGUAGAGAAUCAGCAUUAUAUGAACUUGAUAAUCAGGACCUCUUGAAACGGCUGUUCGGAUUCAGCACUGAAUUCAUUGCAGAAUAUAUCACUGUCGAGCAAUUACGUGAGCAUAGCGCUACCUUACGAAAUAAAAAUUCUAGAUGGAAAUCUAAUCUAGUCGAGCCCGUAACUAGGAAGAAUUCGACGUAUUCAACACAUGAAUUAGACAUGCCUUGGCAAAUUCAAUUAUUUUGCAAGUGGUUCUUUUCACUUGAUCCCUGUGAAUUUGUACUUCCUCUGGAAUGUAUAGAUGAACUAAUACAUGAGAAUUAUGCACAAAUGCAUCUAUGCACAAAUGAAAUGAGUAUUCUGCCGUUUAAUCCGACUACUGAAUUGGAGUAUGAUAUUACUGAACUACGUAAACUACGAUCAAAAUUACAGCAACAAUUGGCUCGACAUCCAUUAUUAAAUACAGAAAAAAACCGACGUCCUCAACAUCGUCAUAAUUGGGAAGAAUAUUGGCGAUGGAUAACAAUCAGUUAUGAAAACGCAAUGUCCACUUUAGCUGAACUUAAAAAAAGGUCUGGAUACCUACUUCAGGAAUUGAAAAACGCUAAAGAGUAUUUUGAUUUAGAAAUACUACAGGAACAUGAAGUCAUCGGAAUUACUACGACGGCUGCGGCAAGACUACACACUUCCAUACGUGCUCUUCAUGCACCAAUAGUACUGGUAGAAGAAGCAGCUGAAAUUCUUGAAGCUCAUGUAGUUUGCUCUCUAACUGAAAGUUGCCAACACCUCAUCCUGGUUGGGGAUCAUAAGCAACUGCGACCAAAAGCAGCUGUUCACAAGUUAGGAACUAAAUAUAAUUUGAACAUAUCGUUGUUCGAAAGAAUGAUCAAUAUACACGGAGAUUAUACGCAAUUGACAAAUCAACAUCGAAUGCGACCGGAAAUUGCUGCAUUGAUAUGCCCAUCUAUAUAUGACACGCUUUACAAUCAUGAAUCCGUUUGCGCAUACCCUCCAAUUGAAGGUGUGAGUAAAAAUUUAUUUUUCCUGCAUCAUGAGCACAAGGAAGUUAGCUCUGAUCACAAUGAUGACACUUGGACAAAUCCGCACGAAGCCAACUUUCUGGUAGCAUUUGCCAGACAUCUGAUAUUACAAGGAUAUGAUGUAUCAGAAAUUACGAUAGUCUGCACCUAUGCUGGUCAAUUAUUCGUAUUGAUAAAGGAGAGAGAGCGUUAUUCAAUCCUCAGAAAUUUACGCAUAACAACGAUCGAUAACUACCAGGGUGAAGAAAAUAAAAUAAUUCUCUUAUCAUUAGUGCGAAACAAUGAAGAAGGAAAUGUCGGUUUUCUCAGUGAAGAAAACAGAGUUUGCGUAGCACUGUCGCGUGCUCGAGCGGGUCUUUACAUUAUGGGAAAUAUGCAUAAUCUCACAACAAAUAAUCAUAUUUGGCCCAAAAUUAAAAAUGUUUUGGAAAAUGACAAUGCGAUUGGUGAUUGUCUCGAAUUACAAUGUCAAAUUCACCCUGAUGAAUUAUUAAGCGUACAGAGUUCAAUGGAUUUUCAAAAAUCUCCGGAAGGAGGCUGCUUGAGAAAAUGUGAUACAAAAUUGUCUUGUGGACAUACCUGUUUGAGCGUAUGUCAUGUUUUGGACCGUAAGCAUGUUGCAGAACAUAAGUGCCAUCAACCUUGUCGUAAAGCUUGCCCAAAAGGUCAUCCUUGUCCAUUUACAUGUUCUCAAACUUGUAAAGACUGCCUCGUAUUCGAAGAUCGAGAACUGAAAUGUGGCCACACUGUGCCUGUCCCAUGUUGGGUAGAUUCAGGAUCAUUUUUAUGUCCUGUCAUGGUCAACGGGACUUUACCUGACUGUAAUCACACAGUUGUAAAGCCGUGUCAUAAAUCUGUCAAAGAUUACCCAUGCUCAUAUCCCUGUGAUGUUCGAGUUCCAUGUGGCCACUCUUGUGAAUUGAACUGCCACGUAAAUGAUGACCCUGAUCACUUGACGUACAUGUGUCAGAAGGAAUGUACGAAAACUAAUCUCAACUGUACCAUGAAUCAUGUGUGCAAAAAGCAAUGUAGCGAAGAUUGCACCUUAUGUGACAUCAAAAUGAAGAAAGAACGCUCAUGCGGACAUUACUUUGAUUGCUUAUGCAGUGAAGAUGUUGAAGGAAUUGUGUGUAAUAAGCCAUGCAAGCGUGACAUGGAUUGCGGUCACAAGUGUCAAUUGAAAUGCAGUGAAAUUUGUGGAAAAUGUCAAGUAAUCGUUGAAAAAACAAGCACAUGUGGACAUAACAUAAAAUUAAAAUGCUGCGAAGAGGCAACAUCUUCAAAAUGUAGUAAUGAGUGCAAGCUUAAACUAGCCUGUGGACAUCCUUGCAAAGCUAAGUGUAAAGACCCAUGCACUACUGCGUGUAAACUCAUGGUGCGUAGAAGUGAACUCGGAUUGUGUGGACACAAUUUUUCAGUGCCUUGUUAUUUGCAAGGAACAAGAAAUCUGCUGGAAUUAUUGAAAUACUGUAAAGAACCGUGUAUGACGGAACUGGCUUGUGGACACAUCUGCAAAGGUAAUUGUGGAUACUGUAAACAAGGACGCAUACACACACCUUGCGGCGAAAUCUGUGGCAACAUUCUCGUUUGUGGGCAUAAAUGCGAAGUUCCUUGCAGACAAGAGUGUCCACCUUGUAAGAAAGUUUGUGAAGUUAAGUGCCGCCACAAUAGAUGCAAUAAAAAAUGUGGCGAACCAUGCACACCAUGCAAGGAAAAAUGUGGUUGGGGAUGUCCUCACUCCAAAUGCACCAAAAGCUGCUCCGAAUUGUGUGAUAGGGAGCCGUGCAAUGAAGAGUGCCCAAAGCUAUUAAAAUGUGGCCAUCCCUGUGUUGGUUUUUGCGGGGAGCCAUGCCCACCAUUAUGCCGAAUUUGUAAUAAAGAAGAACUUAUAGAAGAAUUUUUCCUUGGCAAUGAAGAUGAACCAAAUGCAAGAUUCAUAUUAUUGGAAGAUUGUGGACAUUGCAUAGAAAGUGAAGGGCUUUUGAAAUGGGUAUCAGAACGCAGUGACCCAAUUCAGAUGAAAACCUGCCCACGCUGCAAAACGUUUAUCAGUAAAUGUAUGCGAAUAAUGAAUCAAAUUAAAACUGAUGUGGCAGAUGUACAAGCAAUCAAGAAAAAAAUAUUUGGAGAUCAAACAUGUUUGCUGAACCAGCAACAGCUUUUCCUCAAAGAAAUUAAACGCAUGCAAGAAAAUCGAAUUUCACAGAGUUUCCCGGAUCUGAACAAUUUUUUGAAAAUUUUGCACACCAAAGUGUUUCCUACGACAAAGAAAAAGCGCCGGCAGGUUUUGGAUGUCCGAGCAACGGAAGCUACCAAGAUCACACUGAACAUCUUACAGCAUGUAAUCGAAAAACUGGAAAAUAUAGAUCCCACCAUUACGAUCUAUCCAUGGUUAAACGAUCAGGUUGUGAUGUUGGUACAAUCACUCUCAAUUAGGGGACAGAUUUCCAAUCAGGAAAUCAAUGACAUCGAAAAAGAACUUCAGAGAUUACAUUAUAUGGCUGAAAUUUGUAAGAUGAAUCUUCAGAUCGUCUUCCAGCAUAAUGACACCGUGGAACAUGAAAUAGAUUUCAUAAAUUUAGUAGAGAAACUGACAAGUGUUCAUAAAUUUACUGAAGAAAGAGAAUUGGAUAUUAAAAACCAGAUACAUCUGCUCGCACCAUUAUUAGAUAUGAAAAAAGUCAUCCUGAUGGAUAACGAGCGUAAGAUGAUUGUUAAAGCAAUGGGCUACAAACAAGGCCAUUGGUUCAAGUGUCCGAAUGGACAUAUUUACACUAUAGGAGAUUGUGGAGGUGCCAUGGAAGAAAGCAAUUGUAACGAGUGUGGAGCUGCUAUUGGCGGCGGAUCACAUCGUUUAAGAAGCGAUAACUCAUUGGCUACAGAUAUGGACGGAGCUACACGUCCUGCUUGGCCUCUAUGAUAAACUCACGCCUUGUCUGAAUAACACAAAUAAACUUACAUUAAUGAGUACCACUUAUUGACUAAUGCUUUAUAAUAGUUUGUAUUAAUCGGUUUAUUUUACUUUUUGACAAUUAUCAGUUUGACAGGAAUUAGAGAUUCGAAACUAAAUGAUUGUGAAAUUCGAUUGUUCAUAUUUCUCAGAAUAACUUUUCUAAUUAAUUUAUCAAAAUGUGGAAAUUCUGCGAACAAAUCUAAUGAUAUCAAUGGACCUUGAAUCCUCUGAACAUCACCAAUAAUGUGAACAUUUGGUUGGAACUCUUAUUGCUGGACAUAAUCCGUGUGUAGUUUUAAGUGUUUAGUAAUAAAAACUUGAAGUAAACCACCACUGUAUUGCUCGUACUAGGCUGCACAACUAAAAUGGAUAUUUUCAACAUUUGUUAUAAAAAUUCAUACUCGAAGUUGUUUGGGACUCAGUUACACAUUCAGUAAUGUACAGAUUUGAAUUGAAGAUCUGUUGAAUAUUUAAUGCACUCAAAAUGAUAGAAACACAUCUUUUAUCGAACAACUACUGAUUUACUCGAGUCGAUCACUUGACAUAAAAAAAAAGGAAAUUUCUUAAGUAAAAUUAUAAGGGUAAAGCAGGAUAAUUUGCGGCCGAAUGAAGGACAACAGUAAUUCGAGUUACUUAUUUGCGUGUAUUUAAUACUUCGCGACCAGUACGAUUUCGUAUUUCAUAUGGUUUCUAGCCCUUAAAAACACAUAAUUUUUUGUCACGCUAAGUAUGACUGACUAUGAAAUAAAAUAAUUCUAUGUUUGUCAAAUACACCAGAACUUGGUUCUUGGUCGUUUAAUUCAUUUCUCUGAAAUACGUCCCUGCUGGUUCUAUUAAAUCCGAAAUUUCGUGAACGUAGGUUCUUGAAGUAAGUUGGAUUUUUUGGGGCUAUUAUUAUUGUUCCAAUUGACACUUACAUGUUUUCUCAUAUGUCCGUGAUACACGAAUAUCUUACACUUGAAAUGCUUUAUUCAUAUAUGUGUAUUUGCAAUACUUGUAUCUUUACAGCAUCAAAUCCCUUCAAAAGUGAAUUGUAAUCGUGAAAUACGAAGUCCCGUAGCUAGUGCAAAUUUACAGCGGCUAAAA